CCUUUCUUACAGUUCGUCAUCAUCAUCACCAUCAACAAGAACAAAACUAAACAGUAAAAGUAUUGCGAGAGUGACAUCAUCCUUCAUCUUCAUCUCUCUCUUUUUAUCAUUUUAAUUGCAAAGAAACACCAAGAAACACCAAUCGCUCUCUCUCUCUCUCAUCUUUAUCAUCAUUCUCUUUCAAUUUCCCUCUCAUUUUGUGCUUUUUCUGUGAUUUUCUGUUGAAUCUUUCAAAUGAUUCACCAACAAACAACAACAUCAACAACAUCAAAUGGUUAAUCUUAAUCUUCCUCAUCUCUGUUAAUCUUUUUCUCUGUUUGCUUUGUUUUCUUCAACAAUUUUCUUCAUUCAAUGGAAAUUAUAUAUUAAACUGUUAAUAGAAUUUGUUAAUUACCUGUUAAUGAGAGAGAAACAAACAAAAAACAAUGGAUUAUAUUAAACCAAAUGGAAUAUUUUAUUUCUUCUCUUGUAAGGAAUAUUGUUUAACUUGAUUUUCCAAUUCUCUUCCGGUCAUUUCAAACUCUUUCUUCUUUCAUCAUCCGUGAUUAUUUGUGAUCUCCACCAUCAGAAUUUAUAUCAUCAUCCUCAUCUUCUUCAUCUAGUGAAUCAAUUUCCAAGAGAAGAGAGAGAAUUUUUUUUUUUUUGUUUACUUCAAUUUUUUCUAUUCUCUUUUUGGAAUCUUUGUUUUUUUCUCUUCUAUUUUUUUUCUCCUUCUUCUUCUCUCCUUUCAAUCUCCUUCUCUUCUUCUUUGUUGGCUAUUUGUCAUCAUCAUCAUCAUCAUCUCUCUCUCUCUCUCAUCCUUUGGAUUUCAUCUUCUCCCCUUUUCCGUUUGGUGUUUUUUUCGUCUGGUGGGUUCAUAUCACCACCACAACAACACUCAACCUUUCACCAUAAAGAGUAAUCAUAUUAUUCACAAAUCUUUAUAUUUACUUAGUUAAUUAUCUCUCUCUCUCUAUUGUGUUUGGUGUAUAUAAUUUAUUAAUUUACUAAUUAAUCAUCAUCAUCACUUAAUAUAUAUACUUAGUAAUAAGUAUAUAUAUCUUAUGCCUACAUGAAAAAGAUGGAUAUGAAUAUGUUUCAUAACUUAAAGCUGAAAAAGAUGCGAACCUCAGCUCAAAUUGGUACUACGGUAACACCUAAAUAUGACCCCAAGCAACAUGAUCUAAUGUCCACUGAUGAUAAGGGUCAACGAUUUUUACCCGUUGUCUCAUUAGAAGCGGUUGUUGGUUCGACAACAUCUUCAUCUUUAACUGCUCGCAGGUCAAAUUCAUCUUCUUCAUCAACCUCAUCAACCUCUUCUUCAACCAAUUCAUCACCCUUUGAUUUGGACCUUGAGGGCUGCCUUGACCUUACCACUAAACCCAAGUCCAGUUCAGGUUCAUCGGUAAUGGUCACCAAAUCUCGCCUAUCCUGUGGUAUACCACCUACACCGCUUAUCAUGGGUGAUCUACCAGGCCAAGGACCCGGUAAAACUAUGUUAUGGACCAUAAUGAAUAAAGGAUCGCCACCUUCUAGCACAGGGAUGACCAGUUCAUCUUCACCGCCUUCAUCUUCACCUCCAUCCAUUACCUCAUCUCCACCCUCAUCCCAAAUAUCUUCCUCCUCGCCAACCUCAUGUGAACCAAAUGGUUCAAGUGAUGGAUCAAUGGUUGUUAAUGGUUCAACCAAUGGUUCAUCUCGUGAUCAUCAUCAUCAUCAUCAUCAUCAUAAUCUUCAUCAUCACUCCUCCGUAUCUUCAUACGGAUCUUUAGUACCUUUCAAUUAUUCGGGUUCUAAUAAUGAUACCAAUGGUUCAGAGGUUGAUCAUGGUUCCAAUGGCCGAGAAAAUGGUCGUGAUUUAAGUGAAAGAGGAGGAGGAUUAAUAAAUAAUGUUCGAGGUAUUGAUCGUUCAUCUAAUACAAAUGGUAAUUCAAAUGGUACCAUAAAUGGUUCACCAUCUUCCAAUGGAAACCAUCCAACCGCCGAUCAUCUUCAUCAUCUUAAUCAUCCUCGUUUUCUUGUCCAUCCAUCUUCCUCAUCACCCUCACAUCAUCAUUCACUUUCCUCUCUUGCUACAUCUCUAGCCAAUUCUCCCUCCUCAAGUGGCCAUCUUUUAGGUCACCUUCCUAGUUCAUCUUUACCAUUAGCCUUACCCUCAUCAUCAUCUUCAUCCACCUCUUCACCACCAUCAUCCGGUUUACUGUGUACAUCAAACUCAGCAGCAUCCGCCAUGGGUAACCUAAUCUCAUCAACACCAACCUCAUCCUCAUCACCCAACAUGAUAUGCAUGAUUUGUGAUGAUAAAGCAACCGGACUUCAUUAUGGUAUAAUUACCUGUGAGGGUUGUAAAGGUUUCUUUAAACGAACAGUACAAAAUAAGCGAGUUUACGUUUGCGUUGCCGAAGGUCAAUGUGUUAUAACCAAACAACAACGAAACCGUUGUCAAUAUUGUAGAUUUCAAAAGUGCCUACGACAGGGAAUGGUUCUUGCAGCGGUCCGAGAAGAUCGUAUGCCCGGAGGCCGUAAUUCUGGUGCUGUUUACAAUUUGUACAAAGUAAAAUAUAAGAAACACAAGAAACAACCUAACGGUACCAAUGGUUCAUCUUUACCCUCCUCAUUAACCUCAAAUGCUAAUAAUAAUAAUAAUAAUAAUAACAGUAAUGGUACAACCAAUGGUUCGAGUUCACUUGGCAAUGGUACAUCGAAUGGUAAAAAUUCUCUAUCAUCAUCAUCAUCUUCAUCUUCACCAACCUCAUCCUUAUCCAAUAGUCUGUCCACCCUAAAUGGUAAUGGAAGCCUUUCCAUUGCCCUUGGUCAAGCAUCUCUUAACUCUACUUCUAGUACCAAUGGUCGAGGUCCCGGACCCGGAGGUGGAAAUGAUUCAACCAAUGGAGGAGUUAGUUCAAUGUUUACUAUCUCAUCUAAUGGCCUUGGCUCAUCUACCGGUGGAUCAACCGGUAAUCAUGGUUGUCCACCCAGUCCAUUAAAUAGUCCAUCCUCAACGAUGAAUAUACUCAAGUCAGCAUUAACAUCGCCUUAUCCGAUCAACAAUCAUCACCAUCACCAUCAUCACAAUAAUAAUAAUCAUCAUAAUAAUAAUUCCCAUCAUCAGUUAGUGCUCAGUAAUAACAACACCAAUCACCAUCAUCUCAAUGGUAAUAGUAGCAACAAUUCAAAUAAUCGAGAUAAUAGUCACGGAAUGUCCAAUGGUAAUAGUAAUUCAAAUAAUAUCCACACAAAUCAUAAUAGUAACAGUAAUCAUAGUUUAUUUGAUGGAUCAAAUAACAACCACUCCUCCACAAACACCACCACCACCACCACCAACAACAACAACAACAAUAACCUAAGUCACAUAAAUAAUAAUAAUAAUAAUAAGAGUUACGACCUCGUCCUUGUUGAUUGUAAUUCAUCAACUCGAGGUAAAAGUCCAUUCGAGAUGAGAGAUCAUCAUCAUCACAACAAAAACAACAAUAACAACAAUCAUGUUAAUCAUUUUCUUCAUCAUCGUUUAAUGUCCGGUGUUCGUAAAGAGUUACUAUCUAGUAAAGAGAUUCAUGAAAUUAUCAUGGAAUUGAUUCAAGUUGAUGAUUUUAAUGAAGUAAUGGAAGAUGUUAACUUUGUUAAUUCUCAUGAUUUAGAUGAUGAAACUGAGAUUAAAAUUAAAACGGAAGAAGAGGAUGAAGGUGUUGAAGAAGAUGAAGAUCUGGAUGAUCGAGAAGAGAAUCGAAGUAAAGUGAAAAAGUUAAUAAUGACCAUUGGCUCUUCGAGGUCAAUCGACGGAAAAGAUAAACAAGAGCUUACACUUAACGAUAAAUUGUGUUCCAUUGGCGAUUCCAUUGUUUAUAAGCUUGUCCAAUGGACGAAAAAGCUUCCCUUUUAUGAUUCACUGCCUGUUCAAUGUCACACAAUGUUAUUAACUCAUAAAUGGCAUUCAUUGUUAGUAUUAACCUUUUGUGCUUACCAAAUUUUAAAAGAAUCAAAUUCAAACAACAAUGGCUACUCGUCCAAUUUAAGUCAUAACGGAAAUGGAAAUGGUCAUCAUCAUAACGGUAAAUCAUCCCAACGUUAUGAUGAAGAUGAUUUUGGAGACGAUGAAGACGAUGAAGAUAAUAACAGUUCUAAUAACAGAAUUUACGAAGAAUCCGAUGAAGAAUUACAAAGAGAAAUGAGACAAUCAAUGCAGAAAUUGAUUAAUUGUUUAGAUAAAAUUGUCCAACGACGUACCCGCCGAGAAGAGGAUAAUCUAACCCUUGACAGUUUGGAGAAAGAGUCUCGACUUUUAAUUGAAUAUCUUUGUAAAGUGAAAUUAUAUUUAAAGUCAAUUAACUUAAAGAUGGAGGAAUACGUCCUGCUCAAGGUGAUCAUAAUGACCAUGAUGACCAGUGAGAAACGUCAAGAAUUAUUAUCGGAAAGGGAAGCAGCCGGAUUAGAUAUUAUCGAAAGGAUUAACUGUAAAUAUCUCAACGUGCUGAGCUGCUACUCGUCCCCGUCGAGGUACAAGAUGAUCUUAAGGUCAAUCCAUCUGAUCGAAAAGUGUGCAACCAUUUUAUUAGAUUCCAAGAUGUUUUAUGUUCCCUUUUUAUUAACAUCGAACAUUUAAAUUAUCGGCAAUUAGAUCGAUCGACAAUUAAAUCAACAAUCAAUCAACCAAAAAAAAAAGAGACACACUCACAAAAUACUGAACCAAAAAAAAAACGAGACCAGGAUUGAAUCGAGUUACCUUACAAUUUGAAAUUAAAGCACAAUCAAAGAUGACAAAAUUUUUUCUUCUUCUUCACCAAUUAAUUGAUGAUUUAUUUACAAUCGGAAAACAAUUAACAGCAAAUGGAAACGAUCAUCAUCAAUUUACCUGUUUUUUUUAUACACAAUAUAUUAUUAUUAUAACCAAUGGUUAAUAUCAUCAAAAUUAAAUUGAUUGUUGGCGAAAACAAAGUUAACAAAGUUAAAAGAUUUGUUGUUAAUUAAUCACAAACCACCAGUUUGAUUGUUUAUCAUCAUCAUCAGCUCUCUCUCUCUCUCUCUCUCUCUCUCUCUCUAGGUGUUUAAUUGUGAUUCUAGCAAAGUAUCAAGAAACUCAAUGAUAAACACUCAUCUUAAAUCACAAUUUAAUUACAAAAGGAAAACCACAAUUACGAUUAAAUUUAUAAAUAAUAAUAUAAAUAUAUAUAUAUACUAAUUGCCUCAUACAACUCUCAUCAAACUCAACCAUCAUCAUCAAUCAAUCAAUCAAUUAACAGAUUGUGACUCACAAAAAAAGGAUUAUAAUUAUAUUGAUAUUAUUAACUGUUGAUUAUUUUGUACCUUAAAUGAUUAAUUAUGGAACCAAUAAUUGUUGUAAUUGAUUGUUGAAAGAAACCAAAGGUCAAUAAUCAGCUGAUCCAUACAAAACAAUUUCAAUCAAGAAUUAGUUUAAAUCCUUUGAUGGGAAAAAAAACUGUUAUAUUAACAUUGCUUGUUUAUCAUCCUCAUCUUCAUCUUCAUCAUCACCAAGAUUUUUUUUUGACUCGCCAUGUCAUCAUCAUCAUCAUUUAUCUUCAUCACUUGCUAUAUAUAAUUAUUGAAAUUAUAUUAUACCUUCCGGAGGUGAAAAGAAAUCACAAUUUAAAGAUAUUAAUAGUUAUAAUAUAAAUCCAAUCGAGUGAUAAUUAACCAGAGUGAGAGUAUCAUCAUCCACAUCCCUGUUAUCAUCAUUAUCAUCAUCAUCAUCAUCAUCAUCACCUUAAUCACCAAAUCACAUUAAUCCUUUUUUGCUGCUAUUGCUGCUGCUGUUACUUGGAUGGCUCUUGUUUCCUAAAUCGAGGACUGAAAAGCUGAAAAAAUUAAGAAAAAAAAUUAAUUGUUACAAGUUUCUAUAUAAUAUGAUUAACUAAUUGUAAAUGUUUAUGUUUAAAAAAAAUGGCAAACAAAUCAAUCACAACACCAACCAUUUAAAUCAUCCCGUCCUCUCUCUCUCUCUCUCUCUCGUUAUCAAAUCUUUUUUGUCUUUGACCCUUUUAAUUUCCCCCCUUAUCAUCCUCUCUUUCUUGCUCUCUCUCUCUCUCUCUCUCUCUCUUUGUGAUUUUUAUUAUCUGAUGAUAAAGUGACCAUCAGCCUUUUCCCUCAUCAUUUUCCAUCAUUUCCUUUUCCUGUUUUCCCUCUUCCCUCUUCCCUUUCUCUCUCUUCCUCUCUCUCUUUCUCUGUUAUUGCAACAACAAAAAAGCCUAAUUAAAUUUGUAAAAGAUGAAAAAAAACCCUACUCUCUAUUUAAUUGAUCGGUUAAUUAUUAAAUCAAUUCAUUUCUCUUUUCGGGUUCACUUUAAUUAGUUUCUGUCAAGAGACAUUGACAAUAAAUCGGCUUCCAGAUGAUUUUUUUGGUCCUCCAAAUAUAAUCAUAAACUUGGUGACAAUUAACUCUCUAAUGAUAAUGAUUAAAUUGCGAAAAUUUGGUAAACUGUCACAAUCAAUAUCCACUUGUAGUUUGACAGUUUUAAUUGUGGUUCCUUUGUUUUUUGCUCACGUGAUUCAAUUUAAACAGAGCAAAAGUUUAAUUACUAAAAGAAAAGAAAAUAAUAAUAAUCAAA
Panonychus citri (citrus red mite) is the source of this 6539-nucleotide messenger RNA. It is a transcript of the gene Hr4, whose product is annotated as hormone receptor 4-like. Gene Ontology annotation, molecular function: zinc ion binding; DNA-binding transcription factor activity; sequence-specific DNA binding. Lineage: Eukaryota; Metazoa; Arthropoda; Arachnida; Trombidiformes; Tetranychidae. Bases 1052 to 4579 code for a protein of 1175 amino acids. The record is from RefSeq and is a predicted model, not a curated record. Gene Ontology annotation, biological process: regulation of DNA-templated transcription. The transcript has 4 exons.